Molecule: messenger RNA, 2724 nt
Organism: Indicator indicator
Lineage: Eukaryota; Metazoa; Chordata; Aves; Piciformes; Indicatoridae
Gene: PRPF39
Product: pre-mRNA processing factor 39
Exons: 14
Coding region: 58-2067 (669 amino acids)
Biological process (GO): mRNA 5'-splice site recognition; RNA processing
Cellular component (GO): U2-type prespliceosome; commitment complex; U1 snRNP
Molecular function (GO): protein binding
Source: RefSeq, a predicted model, not a curated record
GUCACCGGCCCGGCGGAGGUACCGGCUGCGGGAUCUUGUAGAGCAGGAACCUCAGCCAUGGAGAACUCAGACAAUGCAGAGGAGGAGAAGCCUACAGUAAGCAAUGACAGCACAGAAAACGGGGCUGAAAUAUCAAUAGACGAUCAACAGAUGGACUUUACUACGGAGAUCAUGAGUGUGACUGAGAUGGAGCAGUCACCUGAUAGCUCCCCAGACCUGAAUGAAGAGAACACACAGGAGAGUGAGAUCCCCAACAUUGAAAGCUUGCAGACGUCGGAUAUCGAGGCUAGCUUCCCUCCAGACUUUGACAAGUUCUGGAAAGUGGUGGAGGACAAUCCCCAGGACUUCACAGGAUGGGUGUAUCUGCUGCAGUAUGUAGAACAGGAGAACCACCUGCCAGCUGCCAGGAAGGCCUUUGACAGGUUCUUCACCCAUUACCCAUACUGCUACGGCUACUGGAAGAAGUAUGCAGACCUUGAGAAGCGCCACGAGAACGUCAAGCAGUCUGAUGAGGUUUAUCGCAGAGGGCUGCAGGCCAUUCCUCUUAGUGUUGAUCUCUGGAUACAUUAUAUAAACUUCCUCAAGGAGACCUUGGACCCUUCUGAUCCUGAAACCAACAGUACCAUCCGAGGAGCCUACGAGCACGCAGUGCUGGCUGCGGGGACAGAUUUCCGUUCUGACCGGCUCUGGGAGAUGUACAUCAACUGGGAGAACGAGCAGGGCAACCUGAGGGAGGUGACCUCCAUCUAUGACCGCAUCCUUGGCAUCCCAACGCAGCUCUACAGCCAUCACUUCCAGAGGUUUAAGGAACACAUCCAGAACAACCUGCCUCGGGACUUCCUGACCACAGAGCAGUUUGUCCAGCUGCGCAGGGAGCUUGCCUCAGUCAAUGGCCACACUGGGGAGGAGGUGCAGCCAGGAGAUGACCUGCCCUCUGGGACUGAAGACAUCACUGACCCUGCCAAGCUGGUCACUGAGAUAGAGAACAUGAGGCACAGAAUCAUUGAGAUUCACCAGGAGAUGUUUAACCACAACGAACACGAAGUCAGUAAGAGGUGGACCUUUGAGGAAGCGAUCAAGAGGCCUUACUUUCAUGUCAAACCUCUGGAGAAAAUUCAGCUGAAAAACUGGAAAGAGUACUUAGAGUUUGAGAUAGAGAAUGGCACUCACGAGCGAGUCGUGGUCCUCUUUGAGAGAUGUGUUAUUUCAUGUGCCCUCUAUGAGGACUUCUGGAUUAAGUAUGCCAAAUACAUGGAGAAUCAUAGUAUUGAAGGAGUGAGGCAUGUCUACAGCAGGGCUUGCACAAUACACCUGCCUAAGAAACCCAUGGUUCACAUGCUGUGGGCAGCCUUUGAGGAGCAGCAGGGCAACAUCGAUGAAGCCAGGAGGAUCUUGAAGACCUUUGAGGAGUGUAUUCUAGGGUUAGCCAUGAUCCGCCUGCGGAGGGUCAGCUUGGAACGCAGGCACGGCAACAUGGAAGAAGCUGAGCACCUGCUGGAAGAGGCUAUGAGGAACUCCAAGUCCCUCACUGAGUCCUCCUUUUAUGCCAUCAAAUUAGCUCGGCACCUCUUCAAAGUACAGAAAAACCUUCCAAAGGCAAGAAAAGUGCUGUCAGAAGCCAUAGAAAUGGACAAAGAAAACACGAAGCUCUAUCUCAACUUACUGGAAAUGGAGUACAGUGGUGACCUCAAGCAAAAUGAGGAGAACAUCUUGAGCUGCUUUGAUAAAGCUGUCAAUGGGGAGCUCUCCAUUAAAAUGAGGAUUACGUUUUCACAGAGAAAAGUGGAAUUUCUGGAAGAUUUUGGUUCUGAUGUAAACAAGCUUCUGGACGCGUAUGAUGAACAUCAAGCACUUCUGAAGGAGCAGGACUCUUUGAAAAGGCGAGCAGAGAACGGGUCAGAGGAGCCAGAUGAGAAGAAAAUGCUGACAGAUGACCCAGCUCUGGCAUCAGCACAGAUGAUGGAUGGAGACAUACAAGUCAACCAGGCGGCCUACAACUACAAUGCCUGGUAUCAGUACAACUACCAGAAUGCGUGGAAUUACGGACAGUAUUACCACCCAACUUGAUCCCAGAAGCAGCUGGAGCUCACCGUGCUGCAGUUUCAACCAAGAUGAAAUAAAAAUAGUAAUUAAAAAAAUCUCUAUUUUUCUAAGUGGGGGCUGUGAAGAGACUGUUGUCAUAGCUGCUUUUUGGUCUUCUGCAUGUGAAAGGAGCUGAUGUUCACAGGGUAUGUGUGCAGUAACUGAUCAAUGGUAUCUGUCCAACUCUAGCUGACCAUCAACCCAUUGGUUUUGUUAAUUCCCUGCGUUAAUUGGAGAGACCUGAGGAGUUCAGUCCUGUCUUGAUUCCAUAGAUUGAGUUGGUGAAGCUGUAGGGCUUUGGUAUCUCCUUGAACUGCUGCACGACACAGGCAGGAUGGGACAGCAUCAUGACCUGUGCUACGGUGAGAUGUCCCGUGUGUCCCACUCCAACUCCCAACCUGUUUUUUGUCGUCACCAUGGAAUCUCCUCACCUUUGAAGGCAACCUCUGCCAGCUGCUUUCUCUUCUCCACGAGGAUCAGAGGAAGAGGCCGUGCAAAAAAUGAUGUUCUUUUAUAAAGCACAAAUGGUGUCUGGGGUGAGUUUUGUAUUUAGUUUCUCUUGUACACAGUGUGUGAGCAAACAUUUGUGUUGGGUUUUUUUCAUUUUGAUCAAAGUGAUCAUUCCCAUUUUUUGUAAUAAAA